AUGGAUACAAUCAAAAUUGAAUGGAAGAAACAAUCUGGUGAAGCUCACAUUUUGCCUAACAGACAAUAUAUUCAACAACAGUCGAUUCUCAAACUAGAUAGUCAAGAAAAAAAACCUAAGAAAAAAAAAGUUCAAUUCAAGUUUCGUACAUCAACUUCUAAAGUAGAGGCAUUUGAAAAUACAGAACAUAACCAUACAAAAACACAUCGAUUACAAGGAUCACUUUUCGAUGAUCAUGAUUAUACUUCACGAUCAAAAAAUGGCUUCACUACUGAAUUGGUAGAAACCGAUGAUAAACAAACUUGUAGUACCCGAUCAAAAAUUGUUACAACUAUUAUUAUAAUGAUCAUUAUUGUAACUGUGGCUAUUGUUAUCGGUGUAGUAGUUGGUGUUUCCAAGACUCAAAAAAUUUCAGUGUCAACAACAACUUUAGUGAGUAGUAUUAGUAUAGGAAAUCAAAGUGGACCACCUUGUUCAUCAUAUACAACCAUUGAUGAUCCAUCACGAAAUAUCGCUCAAUCGUCAUUAUACGCUUUGUGUGAUAGGGGAUCACCAUUCAAUACGAGUAAUGGUGGUUCUUGGAUUCGAUUUAUUGGUACUGGUGGUACUAUACUUCCAUUAACAGCACCAGCUCAAGGUCGCUGUGGUGCUUAUAUGGUAGGGUGGUUCAAUGGGACGUUACCAACAACAGUGAAUACUGCAGUAAACGGAACAGCAUGCUUUUCAAUGAAUUCAGUUCCUUGCCCUUUCUCCGUCUUUAUAUUAGUAAUGAACUGUAGUGGCUUCUAUGUUUACUUUUUACCACCUGCACCUGCUUGUAAUGGACGCUAUUGUACAACAUGA
Molecule: messenger RNA, 843 nt
Organism: Rotaria sp. Silwood1
Lineage: Eukaryota; Metazoa; Rotifera; Eurotatoria; Philodinida; Philodinidae
Source: the annotation of a GenBank genome assembly